Messenger RNA from Puccinia triticina, 2415 nucleotides. RefSeq lists its product as uncharacterized. Gene Ontology annotation, molecular function: beta-phosphoglucomutase activity; sugar-phosphatase activity; guanyl-nucleotide exchange factor activity. Bases 1 to 2415 code for a protein of 804 amino acids. The record is from RefSeq and is a predicted model, not a curated record. The transcript is spliced from 11 exons. NCBI's taxonomy places the organism in Eukaryota, Fungi, Basidiomycota, Pucciniomycetes, Pucciniales, Pucciniaceae.
AUGUCUCUCUUCAACCUCUGCAGCCAGACUCUCGCGCCGAGAAACCAAGCCGAGAUGGUGGUGGAUGCGAUCCUAUUCGACAUGGACGGGACCCUAGUGGACUCGAUCGCGGCGGUGGAGUCGGCGUGGGGCGCGGUGGCCGAGAGGCUGCACCGGGACCGGCAGGAGGUGAUCGCGGCGACGCACGGGCGGCGGGCGAUCGACAACCUGAAGGAGCUGCAGCCGGCGCUGCGGCGGAUGUCGAAUGCCGAGAUGGAGCCGCACGUGGAGGCCUUCGAGACCGAGAUCCUGCGCCAGGCCGACCACUUCCAGAACGAGCUGCGCUCCCGGCGCUCCAGCGUCGCCAGCAGCAAGCGGCUCAGCCGCGACACCAGCCGCAAGAACUCCAUCAACCCCGCCGACCACAGGCCGCGGCGGAAGUCCAGCCUGGCCCAGUCGCUCACCCCCGACGGCGUCUCUGCUCGGAUGGCGGCGCUGGGCUUGAAGCCCUUGACGCAGGCCCCAGCCAACGGGCAAGCCCCGCCAGAGGAGCCGAACUCGUCGAACAUCGAUGAAGAUGUGUUUGACGAGGACGAGGACGAGGACGAGGACGAGGACGAGGAGGCGAUCAAGACGGACGAGGAGGAGGUGGAUGUGUCGGAUCUGACGGACAAGUCGGUGCGGAUCCUGCCGGGGGUGCGGGCGCUGCUCGACAGCCUGCCCGAGGGCCGCUAUGCGGUGGCCACGUCGGGGGCCAAGACGUACUGCUACGGGGCGCUGACCCGGGUGGGGAUCACGCCGCCGAAGGUGACGAUCACGGCGGACGACCCGCGGCUGAAGAACGGGAAGCCCUUUCCGGACCCGUUCAUCUUGGCCGCCCAGUGCCUCGGCUAUGAGCCCGGGAACUGUCUGGUGAUCGAGGACUCGCCGUCGGGGAUCAAGGCGGGGGUGGCGAGCGGGGCGCUGACGCUGGCGGUGUGCACGUCGCAUCCGGCGGAGAAGAUUUCGGCGUGUGGCGCGCAUUGGCUGGUGCCCACCCUGGAGCUCGUCCGGGCCGAGGUGCGCCCGGCGGACGGCCGGCUGCGGGUCUUUGUGGAUGCCGACGCGCUGGCCGUGCUCGAGGCGCGCAACAGAGCCAUCGACGAACUGCUCCACACCGAAGCCAUCUACGCCGCCGACCUCAGAGUCAUCCAGGACAUCUACCUCUACCGCGCAGCAGGACCACCCCCCGCACCCCCCGCACUCACCCCAGCAGACCGCCUGGCCAUCUUCUCAAACAUCACACCCCUCACUCAGCUCGCAGCCACCCUCGAACACGCACUCGCCAAAGCCAGCAGCACAAACCAGAUCGGAAGCUGCUUCAUCCAAUUCCUGCCACGCAUAGAGACCCUGUUCACCGUCUACUGCUCCACGUAUGGCCCCGCCAACAAACGCCUCGAAGAGCUCACCAAGAAGCUCGAGCGCAAGCAGAAGAAACGCGACAACCAGACACACAAGCCCACCGAAGAGAUCCUCGGCAUCCGCUAUCUCAACGAGUGCAAGCGCCUCUGCCAGGGCCGCACCAGCGCCUGGGACCUCGCCUCCCUGCUCAUCAAGCCCGUCCAGCGCUGUCUCAAGUACUCCCUCCUGCUCGACCAGAUCAUCAAGUACACCGACCCCGACGACCCCGACCUGCCCGCCCUGGUCCAGGCGCGCGACGGGAUGACCAAGCGAAGACACGAGGUCGUCGGCGAGGUGAUCACCCGGUCGGCGGCGCCCCUCGGCACCCGGUACGCGGCGCGGCUGGGCGGCCGGCUGAGCGGCGGAGGCGGAGGCGCGGGAUGGACGAGUCCGCCGGCGCUGGCGGGGCUCAUCGGCCGGGUCAAGCGCGGCGCCCGCGCGCUCGACGCGCUGCCGGCCGACCUGGCCGGCUCCCAGCGCGCCAUCGUCAGCUGGAUCGCCGCCGCCGACAGCCUCGUGGUCGCCUUCAGGCGCGUCUUCGCCCAUCCCCACGGCAGCGCCCCGGCCGGCCUGCGCGCCGACCUCGACGCCUACCAGCACCUCGUCCUGCGCGGCGCACUCGACGGCCCGCUUAAGUUCCUCAACGAGCGGAUCAGGACGGAGAUCGGGCCGCGCAUCGAGCAGCUCAAGGCGCUGUACACGAAGCCCCUGCUGCUCAUCGAGCGGUACGAGAAGCGGAUGCAGACGACGCCGGGGGGCGCGGGCGCGGACGGACGGGCGUCGCACAGCUCGUCCGGCUCCUCGGGCUCCUCCGAGCCGGCCGACGAGCCCCACCCGCUGCGCGACAUCGAGCGCUUCCUGCUCGACCAGCUGCCCCCCUUCCUCGCCCUCGCCACCACCGCCCUCAACCGCAUCCUCCUCAACCUCUUCUACUCCCUCAAGCUCUGCCACUCCGACCUCAUCCUCCUCAUCAACAAGGCCCGCACCAUCCGAUGA